Messenger RNA from Triplophysa rosa, 317 nucleotides. Its product is annotated as tripartite motif-containing protein 29-like. The transcript has 3 exons. The record is from RefSeq and is a predicted model, not a curated record. The coding region runs from base 8 to 247 and encodes 79 amino acids. Lineage: Eukaryota; Metazoa; Chordata; Actinopteri; Cypriniformes; Nemacheilidae. Gene Ontology annotation, molecular function: zinc ion binding.
UCAGGAGAUGAAAUGCUCUCAACAUGACAGACUGCUGGAGGUUUUCUGUCGUACUGAUCAGAGAUGUGUUUGUUAUCUGUGUACGAUUGAUGAGCAUAAAAAUCACGACACUGUAUCAGCUGCAGCAGAGAGAACAGAGAAACAGAGACUAUUGGAGGACAACCAGAGAAAACACCAGCAGAGAAUCCAGGAGAAAGAGAAGAAGCUUCAGGAUCUCAGAGAGGCUGUGAAGACACACAAGAUUUAAGAAAAAUACUGAUUUGACAUUGACAUUCUUCCUACCAAUGAAUCAAGUACCAGGAUGGAGUUCAUACAAU